Sphenostylis stenocarpa is the source of this 1557-nucleotide messenger RNA. The record is from the annotation of a GenBank genome assembly. Lineage: Eukaryota; Viridiplantae; Streptophyta; Magnoliopsida; Fabales; Fabaceae.
AUGCUUUUGUUGUGGUUGGCUGCUGGGGUUAGUCUCUGUGGAGGUUUUGGGUGUUUUCUGAGGCAGGGCUGGCUCUCAUUUUGCACCAAUGGAGAUGCAGUUUUGAACCAUGAUUUAAAUCCUAAUGUGUCAGUCUGUCGGGAUCAAAUAGAAAGCACUAGAUCAACCAUAUUUGGCUCAGCUAGCAACUUCCAUUCAAAUGGUGGAAGAGAAUCUGAAAAUGUUGCUCAUGUACCUUCUGUUGGAAACAGCCAUACUCCCAAGGUGAGGAAACCAUAUACCAUUACUAAACAAAGGGAGAAGUGGACAGAGGAAGAACAUCAAAAGUUCCUUGAAGCUUUGAAAUUGUAUGGUCGCGGGUGGCGCCAAAUUGAAGAGCAUAUAGGUUCCAAAACAGCUGUUCAGAUUCGAAGCCAUGCUCAAAAGUUUUUCUCUAAGGUUGUGAGGGAAUCUGAGGGAAGUGCUGAGAGUUCUAUGCAGCCAAUUAACAUACCUCCUCCUCGACCUAAGAGGAAACCCCUCCACCCAUAUCCCCGGAAAUCAGUUGAUGCUUUUAAAGGACACACCAUACCAAAUGAGACAGAAACAUCUCAAUCCAUGAACCUGCUAGUUGCUGAGAAAGACACCCAAUCUCCAACCUCUGUGCUAUCUACGGUUGGUUCAGAAGCAUUUGGGUCUGCAUUUUCGGAGCAGAAUAAUAGAUGUCUUUCUCCAAACUCUUGCACCACUGAUAUUCACUCAGUCAGCUUGUCACCUGUUGAAAAGGAAAAUGAUUGUAUGACAUCCAAAGUAUCUGAGGAAGAAGAGAAAGAACCACCAGCUUCAGUUCCUUUAUCCACUGUUUCUAACCCAAACAUGUGCAUAAAGCCCGAGUUUAGUUUCAAGGAAGCUGAAUGUGUUACAGAAGAUUCUGCCAAUAUGGCACAAACCACAAGUAUUAAGCUUUUUGGAAGAACAGUCUCUAUGGUAGAUAAUCAGAAGUCGCAAAACGUAUAUAAUGUUGGUAAGGCAAUAACUGUGAAGUCCGAUGAAGUGAAUGAUAUUGAGAAUGAGAAGCCUGGCCAAUCAACCGAGCAUGUAGAUACACAAUUAUCACUAGGCUUGGUUAGUGGGAACUGGCCCAUGACACCUGAUGCUGAUGGAGCUGAUCACAGCAAAGAGCCACCGAAGGAGGACAUGUGGCUCAGUGAAUGUGCACCUGACCCAUCUUUUCCAGAAUGGAGUUUGUACCAAGGCCUUCCAGCUUUCUGCGUCAGGCCAUGCAAUCAGCUCCUAAAUCCCUUGCCUCUUAGGCCCUCAAUGAAAGUAAGAGCAAGAGAGGAGGAAAGUUGUUGCACUGGUUCCAACACUGAAUCAGUUUGUGACAUGGAAAACCAAGGCAAGAACACGGAUGUUGUUGAUUCUAAGUGUGAAAAAUAUCAAGGGGAAGAUGCUGCACCCCAGAAUCCUGCAAGAGGGUUUGUACCAUAUAAAAGAUGUUUAGCUGACAGAGAUGGAAAUUCUUUAAUUGCGUCCUUGGAAGAGAGGGAGGGGCAACGAGCUCGUGUGUGCUCAUAG